GGUUAAUACUGGAUGCGCAGCUCACAAGACAGACUCUACUAAUCAUCAUCUUUAUUUUUCAUCUUUAAUCAUAAAACCCUAUGGACAAGAUAGGCAAUUACUCAUAGCAUGAAUUUCAAGGAUUUGUGUUUUUCAAAAGACUUUCACUAGUGUCAGUGUGCCCGAGUGAUCUUUACCUCCCGUCUGACACUCUGGAUUUCAAAAGCCAGUGAAACUUGCUCAAUAAUGCUGGCUUGGAGAGGUGUGCUGCUGUUUAUAUUUUUGAUUCAGCUCUGGACAUUAACUCCAGGCUUUGCUGAUAAAGGCUGCAGUGGUUUUCGGCAUUUGGAAAAUGGACGGACGUUUUUCCGGUACGGAGGACUGUAUGUUACCUUCACUUGUAAUCCAGGGUUCAGGAUCCAUGGUCAUCGUACUAGCAGCUGUGUGUCUGGACAGUGGGCCAGAAACCCACCGCUGUGUGUGGCGCCAGGAUGUUCCAGCCCUGGUGAUCUCUUACAUGGCAGUACUGUUGUGUCUCAUGAUGGAUCUCUGGCCUUCUUCCGCUGUAAUGCCGGAUUCAAUUUGUUUGGUUCUGCGUUGCUCUACUGCAAAGGAAAAAUCUGGAAUGGCACCAAACCUAUCUGCAAGGUUGCUGAUAUCAUGAGUGUUCAUCUGAUGCAAGAGUCAUUACAUGAGGGCCCUGAAGCUCCUGUCAGCUUAAAACUUCACUUGCAUAGCCAUUUAAACACACCUGCAGUCACUGCUUCCAAAGACGCCUUUCUCAAAUCAGCAUUGCUUGGUGUUCCUCACAUCAAAGUUAGCUUUACAGGAGACAAGCAGGAAAGUAUAAAGAAAACACUGGAGAAAAAGCCUUCAAAGAAGCCAUGGUCUGACACAACCUUAACAGGCGAGAAAGUAAGGGUUGACAUUCUUAAGGAACCAAUUAGCAACCUUGAAAACGCUAUGGAUCCAAUCAGGAAUGUUAAUCUUUCGAAAUCUCCUCUGGUGGAAUCUCCCAACGUGACCACAAUCUCCUUCUCUUAUCUUGCCAGUACUUUUGAUAAAUCUUCAUCAUUAAACUCUGCAACCAUGCCAACUGGAUUCACUACUCCACUGAUGGACACUCAAGAGUUAACAACAACUCUUACUGAUGCACCAUACAAAGAAAAUGAGAAAGACCUUCGGUCCACUUUUGGAACAGACAAACCAUCUCAAAAACCGUCAGUCAUUUCAUCCGUUGAGACUUUACCAACUAAUUCUUACUGGACUGCAUCUGCACCAAACAUCAACACAUUGGGCACAAAUGUGUCCCCUACAGAUACAAUACAGUCUUCACAUGAAGCCACCACUGAAGGUUCUGUUACUCCAAGCUCUCUAGGCUUUAUGGUAUCUAAACAUGUUUCCUCCACACACUACCUCAUGUCUACUGCCCAAAGCACUGUUUCAUCCAGCUGCGGAGGACUCUGUGAUCAAAGACCUGAGCUUCGGGGGACGUCUUCACCACUAAGAUCCAGUGCACGUACAUCACCCAGCCCAGAGGUGUUGACCGUAACCACCCAGCUCGUGUCUAAGCUGCCCCUAAAGGUAGACACAACUGUGGAUUCUGUAAAUCAUACAGAAAUUUUCAAAAAAACUUUAUCAACAUUCCCUACUAAGCCUAAUCUAUUAAGUCAAUUUCUAAGAAACAUUACUUCAUUGACAAGCAUCGUUUAUCAGCAAGGAAAUAAGAAAAGCAAUCAUAGUGACCCUAAACAGCUGAUGCUUGAUUCUCCAUCAUGGAAAGAUUUUGAAAUUCCAAGAUUUCCAACCAGGAAGCUUCGGCCGGUGUGCCCGUACCCACCCUUGCCCUCUCAUGGAACAUUUUACUUUCGGUCAAUAAGGAAUCCUACAGCGUUUCAAUAUAAGCAUUAUAUCCAGUAUGCCUGUUACCCUGGAUAUACUUUGACCAAUGGUGACGUCUACAGCUACUGUCAGCGCAAUGGACAAUGGAGCGGCAAAACACCUCUUUGCUUAGCAUUGAGUCCUUGCUCCUUAAACAAUGGAGGAUGUUCUCAGAUCUGUCAGGAGGAUGGACAGAACCGAGCUCAGUGCCUUUGUAAACCAGGAUUUCUCUUGCUGGAGGACCAGCGCACCUGUAGAGAUUUGGACGAGUGUGUAGAGCAGCUGCACCUGUGCCAGCAGGUCUGUGAAAACACAUUGGGCUCCUACAGGUGUAGUUGUAAUCCAGGGUUCCAGCUCUCUACAGACCGAACAUCCUGUACUAACAUAAAUGAAUGUGAGGAGAUGCAGGAGGAAAAGUUGCAUAGGUGUGAAUGGAAGUGUGUGAAUCUGCCAGGUGCACACAGGUGUAUCUGUCCUAGGGGAUAUAGAUUACAUCUUAAUGGAUACCAGUGUGAAGAUAUUAAUGAGUGUGAACUGAACAACGGUGGUUGUUCGCACCACUGCAUCAACAACAGAGGCAGCUACAAAUGUACCUGCCCAGAAAUGCACCGAAUAUACCCGUACAACCAGAAACGCUGCCAGCCAGUACAAACACAGACCAGCUCUUUACAGUAAUAAGAGUUAAAGGCGGAGUGCACAAUGUUUGAAAAACGCUAUCGAAAAGGAGACGGCCGACUACCAAAACACACUUAUAGCCAAUCAGCAGUAAGGUGCGUGUCUACUUACCGACAUCCUUGCCGGGUUGCGUAUGUGUGGGGCGGGUCUUUUAAAAGAAGAUCCAGAUUCUAUUGGGGUAGGGGUGUGUUUGUUUAGGUGAUUUCAAAUAUCAACAUUGGCUUUCAAACAUUGUGCACUCCGCCUUAAAACAAGAUAAAUCAGUAUCUGUCCUUAAAGUAUUUAACUUAAGUUAUUAUAAAAAUAAUACAAUAAUAAAAUAUAUUGUAAUUAUUCACUUAGUUUUUAUUAAAGUGAUGUUGUUGUUUUUUAUUUAUGCACUGAUGACUGAGAAAAUCGGAGGGUUACGCAGGUACCCAGGUUCUGUGAAUGAAGGUCAACAUGCCACAGUAUGGGUCAUCCUCUUUGAGAGGGUGAGCUGUUAGGAGACAGAAUAGCAAAUUAAC
Misgurnus anguillicaudatus (oriental weatherfish) is the source of this 3041-nucleotide messenger RNA. The record is from RefSeq and is a predicted model, not a curated record. NCBI's taxonomy places the organism in Eukaryota, Metazoa, Chordata, Actinopteri, Cypriniformes, Cobitidae.